AUGGAGAACGACAAAGAGAUCGUCGCAAGCGAGCCAGUUCGUAGUGAAGAUAUAGAGCGUCUACCUACUCAUGGUACCUAUCUCGAAAAAGAUGAAGCAACGCAUCUCUCAGAGGAGCAUCGGCAGUAUCUCUUGGAAAGACAUGGCACACUUGAGCUCGAUCCUAUACCCACUAUGGGUACGGCCGAUCCAUACAACUGGCCCCAGUGGAAGAAAGUGAUGAACCUCUUCUUUGUCGCCUUUCACGCCAUGAUGUGCGCAUUUCCUGCUGCAGCAAUCAUUCCAGCCUACGAGGACAUCUCCGAAGACCUAGGUGUUAGCCUCCAAAGAGCAUCGUAUCUUACCUCUUUGCAAAUUGCCAUCCUUGGAGGUGCUCCGCUGUUCUGGCGGCCACUCUCUACACGAUACGGACGCCGACCUAUCUUCAUUAUAUCCUUGAUCGGCAGCUUGGUCUUCAAUGUUGGCUGCGCGAAGAGCCAGACGUACGCUGCCAUGGCAACUUGCCGAGCUUUCCAAAGCUUCUUCAUCUCACCCCCGAAUGCAAUUGGCAGUGCCGUGGUGGUUGAAACAUUCUUCAAAAGGGAGAGAGCGAAGUUCAUGGGUAUCUGGACGGUCAUGAUUACCCUUGGUAUACCUCUGGCACCGCUCAUCUUCGGCUUUGUUACGUACAAUGUCGGCUACCGCUGGAUCUACUGGAUCCUUGCGAUCGUGAAUGGUGUCCAAGUCAUUCUUUACACCCUUUUCGGACCAGAGACACGUUUCAUCCGACACGGCGACGUGCAACAUGCGCAAUCCGGUUUCGCAGCCUACAAGGAGAUGUACUUGAAGUUCCGUCGUAUCGACCCUACACCCAUCACCCUCUCAGAGUUUAUCUCGCCCCUUCGACUGUUCAAGUACCCAUGUGUAGUCAUUCCGGCUUGCGCAUACGCAAUGGUAUUCCUCUUCGCGUCUGUUCUCGCAACGGUUGAAAUUCCGCAACUCUUCGGGGAGAAGUUCCACUUCAACGCCCAACAAAUCGGCCUACAGUUCCUUGGCGUCAUCGUCGGCACUGUUAUCGGCGAGCAAAUCGGCGGGCACUCCAGUGACCUCUGGAUGCGAUGGCGUGCAAAGAAGAUGGCUCCCCUCCGGCCUGCUCCAGAGUUCCGCCUUUGGCUGAGUUACUUUGGUAUUCUUCUCACCAUUUGCGGUGUGGUCGUGUUCCUCGUACGCAUUGAGCAAGCCCCCAACCUACACUGGAACGUAACCCCCAUUGUUGGUGCCGGUAUAGGUGCAGCAGGCAACCAGAUUGUUACCACAGUUCUGAUCACAUACGCUGUAGAUUGCUAUCCUGAAGAAGCUGGUAGCAUUGGCGUGUUCGUUACUUUUGUGAGGCAAAUUUGGGGCUUCCUCGGUCCGUUCUGGUUCCCUCCCAUGUUUGAGAAUGUAGGAAUUGCGAACAGUGCUGGCAUUGUUGCGGCAUUGCUUGUGGGCGUUAGUCUUGUCCCGGUCAUGUUCACGCAUUGGAAGGGCUAUACGAUGAGGGGCCACAUGUCGGAGAGAAUGUAG
This is a messenger RNA of Alternaria postmessia, 1545 nucleotides long. RefSeq lists its product as uncharacterized. Lineage: Eukaryota; Fungi; Ascomycota; Dothideomycetes; Pleosporales; Pleosporaceae. The coding region runs from base 1 to 1545 and encodes 514 amino acids. Gene Ontology annotation, biological process: transmembrane transport. The transcript has 2 exons. Gene Ontology annotation, molecular function: transmembrane transporter activity. The record is from RefSeq and is a predicted model, not a curated record.